Vigna unguiculata (cowpea) is the source of this 1281-nucleotide messenger RNA. RefSeq names its product protein SAWADEE HOMEODOMAIN HOMOLOG 1-like. The record is from RefSeq and is a predicted model, not a curated record. Gene Ontology annotation, molecular function: chromatin binding. NCBI's taxonomy places the organism in Eukaryota, Viridiplantae, Streptophyta, Magnoliopsida, Fabales, Fabaceae.
UUUUUAACUUGUGAAUACCAUCUUAGAACAGGACUAAUGAUAAUUUCGAUUGGUUACCAAAUAUUGAGAGAAAUUCAAUCCUUAUAACUUUUUUCUUUACAAGAAAAUCAUGCACACAUCAAAAUAGUUGGUCAUCCAUUGAAACAGGGAAAUUGUGUUCUGCAUUUUACUUCAAUUUCCACUGCUAGAUACAAAAACCUACAUGCUCAGCCAAAAAGGGAUUAAAAAAAAAAAAACAAAGGUGUUUUGAGACUUAAGAUAAGCCAAAGAGAAAAGAGAAUUUGUCCUUUAGUUUGGCAGUUCACCUUUCUCUGGGCAAAUUUUGUUCUCUCUGGAAAGAUGGAUAAAUCAGGAUUAACUGAACAACCAUUUCCCAAGCUCUCUUCAGAUGAGAUGUUGAAAUUGGAAAGAAUAUACAAAGAUAUGGGAAAAAAACCACUUGAUUGGAAAUUGUGUCAGGAGAUUGCUAUACGUUAUAGUUCCUUGUCGAAAGAUGUUGGUAAAACUUCCUUAUCAUGGCAACAGGUGGAGCAGUGGUUCAAAGGUAGGCAGAGAGUAUCACAGAAUAAAGAUAGUUCAUCAAGUUCAAAAGGUAGACAAGCUACAGAUAUCUCGGAGUUGGGAUUUGAAGCAAGAUCUACAAAAGAUAUUGCAUGGCAUGAUGUUGCUCUUUUCUCUAACUACAGAGUUCUGUGCUCAGGCGAACUUGAAGUCCGUGUUCGAUAUGCUGGAUUCGCUAAAGAGCAGGAUGAGUGGGUGAAUGUGAAACUGGGGGUGCGGGCGAGAUCUAUACCAUUAGAACCUUCAGAGUGUCAAAAGGUUCAGGAUGGAAAUCUUAUACUAUGUUUCUUGGAAAGAGACGAUUAUGCUCUCUAUUGUGAUGCUCGAGUUGUGAAAAUCCAGAGGAGGGUGCAUGAUCCAACAGAGUGUACGUGCACCUUCUUUGUUCGAUAUCUCCAUGACCAGAGUGAGGAUCGAGUUUCUUGGAACAGGAUAUGCUGUAGGCCUACAGAAGAAAAAUCUGCUGUCUACCCAGUUCUUGCCCUUCAUUCCACCCAAAGUUCCUCUCCUACUUUCUCCCUAAAUCCCAUAGAGUCCUUGUGGGGAUAGAAAUAACCAACUUUUUCUGAAUUCCCCAAUUUACUUUUGGCUAAUGUUUAUUGUUUAUUUACAACUUAGAUUCUUAAAAACUAGCCAGAGAAUAUUUAAUGGUUUUUUUUAUGGGCUAUUUUAUUCAUAAUGUUAUAAACAUUGAUUAAAAUACCAAAAGCUUAGACAAAU